UUAUCGUUGAGUGUGCAGCAGUUGUUAAAAUCUCUGCCCCGUGUUAUGUCAGGCAGUGGCAGUAUUGAGUGCAUUAGCUCAGUACUGUUACAGCCCUGCUGUUUGAUUCAUUACCAUUUUACUACCGCAGAACUGAAACAGACAGAAGAAGGAUGGCAGCAACGAUCGCAUUUACUCAACUCUGAUUCAACAACAACCCCCCCCCCCGAAAAGCAUCAAAUCCCUUCACGGAUCAACUCGCUUUACGGUAGCCGAGGUUACGGGAUAAACCACGAGCAGCGAGCGGCAAGGAUUUUACAGGAACGGUCGUUUUAUUUUGUGUGUAACAUCUUGAUUUUUGUCAAGUCCCGGACUUCAGAGGGAGAUAGAGAAGCCAUGGACUAUUCAGUCACGGGCAGCUCGGUCCUGAUUAAUCUGCAGCGAUAACCUUCUAGGGGAAAGAAACAGCUUUAUUUAACAAAACUGGACGCCAACCACCAUCACCAGCCACCACCACACUGGUCGCAAAAGUGGGGAUUUUAUCCGGCGGGUCGAAUUUCCUAGGCACAUUUGUCGGACUUGUACGAAUUAGCCUGGACUCCGCACACCGGAGACGCCAUUUUCCCCUUGAUCUUAUUUUAAUGCUAGUUAUUUGACAGCUUGUGAUGACAUUGCUGCGGCACCUUUGGGGCUUUUUACCAGGAUAUUAAUUCGGGAUCUGUAUAGAAACACCUCAUCUCUGAAAAUGGUAGAAAAUACUAGCUGCCAUACAAGUCUUGAAGAGUUUGAAUUGAUGCAGCUGUAAAUUCUUUACUUUGCUAGAGUUUACAGUUUGGAUUCAGUACUCUCUCCUGCAAAAUUUAUUGCAGUUGCUAUGGAGCAAAGAGAAAACCCUGUUGGUUCCAGGCAGAAGGAUGCUGAAACAAAUUUCACAUCAGUUAAUGCUGCUAAAGCAACUGUCAUUUCCAGCUGCCCUCGUGGAGUUAUAAUGCCUGCUUCUGGAACAGGGAAAAGUGUUAACAUGAAUGGGGAGAAAGCAGAUGAAGAAGAGGAUGACCCAGGGUCCUUGAGGGAUGUAGACUCAAAUUCAAAUGCUGACAGUGAAAAGUGGGUGCCAGGGGAUGGUCUAGAGGAGCAUGAAUUUUCAAUCAAAGAAGCAAACUUUACUGAAGGAAGUCUUAAACUGAAGAUACAGACUACUAAAAGGGCCAAGAAACCACCUAAAAAUCUGGAGAACUAUAUCUGUCCUCCUGAGAUUAAAAUCACUAUCAAGCAGUCGGGUGAGCAAAAAGCUGCAAAACCUGGGAAGACUAGUAAAGCUGGAAAAGAAGAAGAUAGAGGACACGCAAAAAGGAAGACAUAUGAGAGACAGCAUAAGCAUGUGGAUGUCCAUUGUGGUGAGCCGCAUCUUUGUCAGGAUCCUCAGCAAGACAUUAGAGCGGAUGGUAUGAAACCAGCUGAAUACCAGCAGAAAAAUAAUCAGCAUCUUCAUGACUGGCCAGUGAGUUUAACAACAUCUUCCACUUCUCACAACAGCAAUGCAGACACUAGCUCCCACCAUGAGACAGCUAAUCUUGCCAAAAGUCUUACUCCAGAUCAAAGUAGCACUUUUGCUAAGUCACACCUGAAAAAGGCCAGUGUGAACAACACUUGGGGACAGUUUACCAAUAGCAGUACAGGAAUUACAGCUUCCAGUGUAGUUAUUCCGACAAACAACAUCAUAGUUCCUCCAGUUAUACCUUCAGUUAGUCAGCCAGAUUGCUUGGUUAUGCCAUCUAUGACAGUAAUCCAAGAAGGAGGAAACUCAGAACCAAGUGAGCCAACACCUGGAAAUGUAAGGAAAAGGAUAACCAAAAAAGACCCUAAGGUUCAAGCAAUCCAAAACACAGAUGCAGAGUGUGGCAAAAUAGCACAGAAAAGUACUGAGGCAAAGGGACAAGAUAUCACAAUUGAGAAACAGGAAGGUUGUUCUUGUUCUUCAGAAAAGACUGUAAGGACAUCUACACCUGGGCCAGAUCUGACUGCUUUGAAUAACUGUGAGAAGGAUGUAGGUCAGAUUUGCCAAACAGUUCCAGUCAAAUCACCAUCUGCAGAACCUACUGGGUCUAAACGGAGAAAAAGGCAGUCAUUAAGAGUAACCCCAGAAAAGACUGCAUUAAAAGACAGCUCAUGCCCAGAACAAGCACUAAAUACUGAAGUAUCUAGUAGAAACUCAGCAGAUAUCGAAGUUACAACAGAAAGCAGAAAGGACUAUAAAAACACUAGACAUAUAAAAACUGUAGAACAGGAAACUGCUGCUUCAAGUACUACUACAGUUGAGAGAAGUGCAGCAAAGCUUCCCCCAACUACUGGAAGCAGGUUAAGAAAAUCAACAAUUAUUGCCACAUGUUCUGCAUCUUUGGACACUUCACCCCUUAGUAACCAAAAGCAAGAAGAUAAACAUACCAAACAUACAGCUAAGAGGAGAUGGACAGCCAGUAAAUCUAAAAAUUCUGCUACAUCUAAAGAAGUUUCUGCCACAGCUACUGAGAAAGUUAUUUUAGAACCCCCUUCAGCUUACCCAAUAACUCCAUCUAGUCCACUGUAUGCCAAUACAGACAGUCUUACAGUUAUAACACCAACCAAGAAGAAACGAGGAAGACCAAAGAAGCAACCCUUGCUUACAGUUGAGACUAUUCAUGAGGGAACAUCGACUAGUCCAGUAAGCCCAAUCAACUGUGAGUUUCCUGGCACCAAAAAAAGGAAGCGGAGAAGAAAUUUUGCAAAGCUAGACCAGGUUAUGUUGGUUAAUGCAGAAUCAGCAAGUGACAUAAACCUUCAUAAAAAGAUUGGAAAGUUGGGAGUGCUGGAUAAAAAGGCCAUUAAAACCAUAAACAAAAUGAAGACUUUCAAUAGGAAAAAUAUUUUAAAUCAGAUUCUUUCCUGUUCCAGUGGAAUAGCUGUAAAAUCAAAAGUCCAACAACAGUCAAGUACAGGUACAGCUGUUUCAACAACAAUUGAUGUUAGAUCAGGUAAGCAAAUCAAUGUCAGCAAAAGGGGAACUAUUUACAUUGGGAAAAAGAGAGGAAGGAAACCAAGGACUGAAACUCAGCCCCAGCAGCAGGAACCCAAGAUAGCUAACAAACAAUCAAAGCCCAGUCCAAGCCAGCCAGAGAACCCAGCAGUGCCUUUUAAUUUGCAAACGGCUGUGGUGCCAUCACCAGCAACAGUUCAUCCACCCUCAACUCUGGUAGUGGGGUCCACUGGCAACCUCAGCCCUGCCAGCACUGACACAAAUGUGUCAGAGUUAAAGACUAUGCCAAAUUUGCAACCCAUCAGCGCACUUCCUACAAAAACCCAUAAGGGGUUACAUUGCGGUACAUGGAAGUUGUCUCCACCUAGGUUAAUGGCCAACUCCCCAUCUCAUCUGUGUGAAGUAAAUUCAUUAAAGGAGGUCACACUGUCACCAAUAAGUGAAUCACAUAGUGAGGAAACUAUACCCAGUGAUAGUGGAAUUGGCACAGAUAACAACAGUACAUCUGAUCAAGCAGAAAAGAGUUCUGAGUCUCGUAGGAGGUACUCUUUUGACUUCUGUACAUUAGAUCCUGCAGAAACCUUGAUAGCAGAUAGCAGCUUGAAGGGGAAACAUGGCCAUCGUCAGAAACAUCUAUUGGUAGAUAAUUUUCUGGCUCAUGAGAGCUUGAAAAGGCAAAAGCACAAAAGGAAAAGAAAAACCCAACAGAGUAGAGAUGAUCGUCAGUUCCUUUCUGAUCUUGAGGAACUCAUUAGCAAGUUUCAAGUCUUUAGAAUUUCUCACAGAAAUUACUCAUUUUAUCAUGAGAAUCCAUAUCCUAGCAUCUUCCGGGUAAAUUUUGACCACUAUUAUCCUGUGCCGUACAUACAGUAUGAUCCAUUACUUUAUCUCCGUAGGUCCUCUGAGAUGAAGUCUAAGAAGAAGCGUGGUAGACCUGCCAAAGUCAAUGACACCAUGACUAAGGUGCCUUUCUUACAAGGGUUUGGUUACCCUAUCCCUAGUGGGAGUUACUAUGCACCCUAUGGAAUGCCUUACACAUCAAUGCCUAUGAUGAACCUUGGCUAUUAUGGUCAGUAUCCAGCUCCUUUGUAUUUGUCACAUACGCUUGGAACAGCAUCACCAUUUAUGAGGCCAGCUGUGCCUCCACCACAGUUCCACCCCAGCUCUCAUCUGAAGAUGACAGCUGCCUCCAAGCAUAAAUCAAAACAUGCAUUACACUUGCAGACACCAGUGGGAAUGGGUCUGGGUGACAUUCAGCCAUCCUUGACUUCACCAAAAGUUGUAGGGACUGGCCUUUCAAGUGGUCGUCUCCAUAAAAGAAAGCAUAAACACAAGCACAAGCAUAAGGAUGCCCGGAUCUUGGGAUCUCCGGAAGAGCUGAAUACACUCUUUACUGGUAAGUCAUCCACUUUCUCCAGUCACUUAAGCGAAAGAUUAAGUGGCCUUGAAAAAGACGUGUCCAUGAUUAGUGACAAAUCCAAACAUAAAGAAAAACAAAAACACCAGCACUCAGAAUUAGCCCCAGCUGGGCACAGAAAUUUGAGGAACAGUUUUGAAGUGGAUACUUUAGCUCCUUUAUCACUUGCUGAUUCCCAACAGUGGGCACGGACUAAAGAAAAACUUGAUGCCAUUAGUGACUCUUUGGAAUCAUGUGUUAGGAGAGGCACUCACAAUGCUGAGGUGAGCUCAAGGUUAGAGCCGUCAUCAGAUUUGUUUAGUGAUAUGUAUCCUUCUGGUGAGAGGAGAGACAGUGAUGCCUCUGCAACAAAACGACGAAGUUUUGAAGGAUUUGGGACAUACAGAGAAAAGGAUAUUCCAACUUUCAGGUCAGGCAGAAGGGACAGAAGUGCACAUGAUGCCCUGUUGUCUUCAGAAUUCAGUGAAGCUUCCAAGUCUGAAGAUUAA
Protopterus annectens (West African lungfish) is the source of this 4897-nucleotide messenger RNA. RefSeq names its product SET binding protein 1 (gene SETBP1). The record is from RefSeq and is a predicted model, not a curated record. Gene Ontology annotation, molecular function: DNA binding. The transcript is spliced from 4 exons. The coding region runs from base 854 to 4897 and encodes 1347 amino acids. NCBI's taxonomy places the organism in Eukaryota, Metazoa, Chordata, Ceratodontiformes, Protopteridae.